Molecule: messenger RNA, 933 nt
Organism: Momordica charantia (bitter melon)
Lineage: Eukaryota; Viridiplantae; Streptophyta; Magnoliopsida; Cucurbitales; Cucurbitaceae
Product: palmitoyl-monogalactosyldiacylglycerol delta-7 desaturase, chloroplastic-like
Biological process (GO): very long-chain fatty acid biosynthetic process
Cellular component (GO): endoplasmic reticulum membrane
Molecular function (GO): palmitoyl-[glycerolipid] 7-desaturase activity
Source: RefSeq, a predicted model, not a curated record
AUGGCGAAGGGAGAAUGGACCGAUAUAGACAUAAAAAUGGCUUGUAUUUAUUUCUUUGUGCACGUGCCUUGUAUUUUUGCACCCUUUCACUUUAAUUGGGGAGCGUUUUUUGUUGCUUUUGCAUUAUAUUUUAUCACGGGUCUCUUCGGUUUGAGUAUUUCUUAUCAUAGAAACCUUUCGCACAAGAGUUUCAAACUUCCUAAAUGGUUUGAAUAUUUGUUAGCUUACUGCGGACUUCAUGCGCUCCAGGGCGAUCCAAUUGAUUGGGUGAGCACGCAUAGAUAUCAUCACCAAUUUGUUGAUACUGAAAGAGACCCGGAUAGCCCCACCCAAGGAUUGUUGUUUAGUUAUAUAACUUGGGCUUUUGAUUCCUAUGCUUUGACUAAAAAAGUCUGCCCGAAGUACUUUAGUGACUUUGAAGAAGAAGAAAGAGGCAUCUUUGUAAUGGCUAGAAAACAUGGGAGACCAAAUAAUGUCGGUGACUUAGAGAAACAAGCUUUCUAUCGAUUUAUUCACAAAACGUAUCUUCUUCAUGUAAUUGCUCUUGCAGUCAUUCUCUACGUCGUUGGAGGAAUUCCUUUUCUUAUAUGGGGAACGUUUGUGAGGACUGUAAUGCUUUUACAUUCGACAUUUAUGGUGAGCUCAAUAUGCCAUAAAUGGGGCCAUCAACAAUGGGGUAAUACUGGUUUGUCUAAAAAUAAUUGGUGGAUGACUUUUAUUUCAUUUGGAGAAAAUUGGCACAACAAUCACCAUGCCUUUGAGUAUUCAGCUAGGAUUGGGUUUGAAUGGUGGCAGAUUGACUUCGGUUGGUAUAUUAUUUUGUUUCUCAAGACUAUUGGAGUGGCCACUGACGUGAAGUUACCUCGUAUGAGUUUGACUAUAGAAGCUUUCAACAUACAUCCGAAGACAAAUAUUUCACUCAUUGAAAAGUAA